GCCGGCUUCACACGUUUGCCGAGUCCAUCGCCCGAAACCGCCGAGUACAUAAACAGCGCUGAAGCGAGAGCGGGAGCGAAAUUUGAUGCCCUCUCCUCCCUCGCUCUCACCGCUGCAGCUUCUCCGCAUCCAAAAGUGCUUCCCCAACGCAUGGAACCAGAAGCGCUUCCCCACUCCGCUUCCUCUCUCCCCUUCCCCACCGCCCACGCAGGAAACCGCUCUCCUCUCUCUCCUACGCUCCAUCGAAGCCCUCUCCUUUGCGGGCCACCUCUCCGACGCCUUCGCCGCUUUCUCUCUCCUCCUACGCCGCUCUCCUCCCGCUUUCUCUCUCCUCCGCCCCGUCUCCUCCCUCCUCCGCGUCGCCGCUUCACAACGAGCCCUAAUUCAAGGUGAGCAGCUCCACGCGCGCAUCAUCUCUCUAGGGUUCCAAACCCACCCAAUUUUGGUCGCCAAACUCGUGUCCUUCUACUGCGAGCUUGGUUUGUUGAAGGAAGCUCGCGUCGUCGUCGAAGGAGCGAGGGAUGCGCGAGCUGUGCCGUGGAAUUUGUUGAUUAGGGCUUGUAAUCGCAGGGGGUUCUGGAAAGAUGCCAUUUUUAGCUACAAAAUGAUGUGCGAAUUGGGCGUGGGGGCGGAUGUGUUCACGUACCCGUCGGUCCUCAGGGCUUGUGGGGAAGUGUUUGAUUUGAAUUUGGGGAAAGUGAUACAUGGGUGUGUAAAUAAAAGAGGUUUGGAGUGGGAUUUGUAUGUGUGGAAUUCGCUGAUUGGGAUGUAUGUGAAGUGCGAGGCGGUGGAUGUUGCGAGGGAAGUGUUUGAUGAAAUGGGUGAGAGAGAUGUUGUUACUUGGAAUUGUAUGAUUUCUGGGUAUGCAUCAGAGGGGACGUGGGAGAAGGCUUUUGAGUUGCUACAACUGAUGCCGGAGAAUGUGCGAGUCAAUACGAUUACUUGGAACACUGUACUUGCGGGGAAUUUGCAAAUGGGUAAUUAUGUAGAGGUGAUUAGACUGAUCUCACAAAUGGCAAAUGAUGGAUUAAAUGUUGAUUACGUUACGCUUGUAAUCGGUUUGAAAGCAUGCUCUAGGGUUGAGAACGUGAAGGUUGGUAAGGAGAUUCACGGAUUGGCCAUUCGUCUAGGUCUAAAUGAGAUUGAGAAUAUUACAAAUGCUUUGAUCACAAUGUACUCCAAGAGUCGGAACACGAAUCAUGCUUACGUUUUAUUUAGGAUGAGUUUGUUUCGGAGUUUGGUGACUUGGAAUGCCAUGCUAACGGGAUUUGGGCAUAUGGGCCGAGUAGAGGAGGCUUCUUUGCUGUUUAGGGAAAUGAUUUUUUCCUGUGUAAGGCUAAAUUACGUAACUAUCAUAACUAUGGUUUUGCUUAGUGCACAUAUAGAGAAUUUAAGAUAUGGAAGUGGAUUACAUUGCUUUAUAAUCAAGCGAGGAUUUGAGGGCUAUCAAUUAGUACAAAAUUCUCUUGUAGACAUGUACUCCAAAUCAGGAAAGAUGUCAGAUGCCCGUAAGGUGUUCGGCAUAAUUAGGUUUCGUGAUAAGAUACCGUACACUUCAUUAAUUUUGGGUUAUGGGAAAUUAGGGCAGGGAAUUACUUCACUGAAGCUAUUUGAUAAGAUGGUCACCCAUGGGAUCGAUCCAGAUCACAUCACAAUGGUGGCUAUCCUCGCAUCAUGUAGUCACUCUGGACUAGUAACUCAAGGUCAAAUCCUAUUUGAAAAGAUGGUUACUGUAUAUGGGAUUAUACCUAAAGUAGAGCAUUUCUCUUGCAUGGUCGAUUUGUACUGUCGAGCAGGUUUGUUAAAGAAGGCGGAAGAGAUAAUUGGUAAAAUGCCGCUAAGGGCUAGUGCCGCUAUGCUAGCGACACUUAUUGAGGCUUGUCGUGUUCAUGGGAACAUUGAGAUUGGGGAGCGCGCCGCAAAGAAGCUGUUAAAUAUGAGGUCGAAUGAUCCUAGUCACUAUAUAUUGAUUGGUAACUUCUAUUCAUAUGCUAGAUUUUGGCCGGAGCUAGCUAUGGUCAAAUCGGUUAUGAGAGAUAUGGGUUUAAGGAACAGUCCUAGUUGUUCUUGGCUGGAUAAGGAGUAUGGUUUAUGUAGAUUCAAGUUAGAUGAUAUGUUAACCCAACAGGAAAACAGCAACUUAAUGCUCUUGGGAGUGUUGUCUGAUCACAUGAAAGAUGAUUGCUAUGCUGCUGAUGAAGAAAAGAAGUAUGAUGAGGCGGUUGGUGGAUAGAAAAAUAUUGCAGUUCUAUCAGUAAUUAUUUGGGAGUUAUAUACUUCUUUGUUUAAGAUGGGUGACUAAUGGAUUGAAGCCGCAGAAUGAAUUGUUCAUCUAAGAUAUAGUUUGUCUGGUUUGGCUUCUAGAAAAGCUUCUCUACUGUAGGAAACAGAAAAGUCUGGAGCUGUUUAUGUGGAGGGCAACUAAAAUGAACUUUUGGGCCACAAAAUUAAAAAAUCUAAUUCGAAGCUUCUAUUUCUGCUGUAGCCGAAAGCUGUCGAGAUGAUUUUUCAGUCAAAAGGCUAUAGGGUUCUUCAAACAUCUCUAGUCAAACAACCGUUCUAGAAAAGUUCCAGCCAAGCUAGAUGGGCCCUACAUGAGUUAGUAUUGAUGUAGGAGGUGGAGCUGGACAGAGAAAAUUGCGGAGUCUAAUUUCCUAUGUAAUUUGGAAGGUCGGGACAAUAACUGUUGAAUGCAUCUUCGUGGCACAGGACACAUGCAAGCACCAUCUUCCUCAUGGUAAAUUUUCAGACGAACUUCGUCAAGUUCAGCUUCUGAGCAUCUGUAUUAUCAGAUUACAUGAGGCUACAUCCUAACAUCGUACGCAACGAAUAUGCUCUCCUUGUUUUCAGUUUCGAGGCCUCUUCAUUCCUUUCCUCCUCCAUGAACUCCAGGUUCUGUAACAUCAACUUUGAAACUUUCACUAGGAUCGAUCAAUUUGUGACCAGGAGUUGGUUAAUUAUGCAACUUUAGGACUACAACUUGAAGUUUUGCCUUUGAUUUCCAGUAUGAUCCUGAAAAGUUCAUUCGAAUGUGCACAAAAUUUGAAUCGAAUUUUGUUCACCUGCAGGCUCAUGGAGUAGAUUCCAUCUUUGAAUAUUGCACUAAAUUUCGGAUGAUUGAUAAAUUCAGAUGUAAAGUUUCACUGUAAUGGUUUGAUGGAUCACAUCAGUUCUAUAGUUGAACAGUAAUCGUAAUUCUUUCUCUCUCUACUCUCCCCCAAAAUAAACAGAUGAAUACGGUGCACGGCUAAUGGAUUGGACUAGGUCUAGGCAGUAAUUUUCCCUGUGGACAGGCUCUCUAUUUAAUUUUAGACAAAUACUUUUCCAAUAACCCCAAUCAUGUGUUCUUUUCAAAAAGACAUUACUAAAACGGUACGAGGAUUAUGAUUUGGUAA
Messenger RNA from Ananas comosus (pineapple), 3395 nucleotides. Its product is annotated as pentatricopeptide repeat-containing protein At1g71490-like. The record is from RefSeq and is a predicted model, not a curated record. Bases 86 to 2233 code for a protein of 715 amino acids. The transcript is spliced from 4 exons. Gene Ontology annotation, molecular function: RNA binding; protein binding. NCBI's taxonomy places the organism in Eukaryota, Viridiplantae, Streptophyta, Magnoliopsida, Poales, Bromeliaceae. Gene Ontology annotation, biological process: RNA modification.